AUGAUCCAAUUUUUUAUUUUAUUCAGCUUAGCCUUUUUGAACCUCGCAACUUGCCCAAUGAAUAGCUACACAUGCACUAUUUCAUCUGUCACUUGUACAGCUUGCAAUUCUAAUAGAUUCUUGAUCGAUAGCAAAAUAUGUGCAGAUUCUUGCCCUUCCCGUUUUACUGCAAGCUCGAAUUUAUGCACUUCCAGCAAUACUAACUGUGCAGCGCCAGCGUCGUCAUCAAGUGCAGUUGUGCUCAGACUUCAAUUUAAGCCAAUUCAAGACUUGACACUUACUUCUAUUGCAACAACUUCUGACUCAUCUGAACUUUUCGAAAAUCCUGGAGGAAUAUCAUAUAACUCUCAGACCCAAAAUUCUCCUCUUCCAACCUUAGACCGCGGCUUUUAUUUUGCGACAACAUCAAGCAUUACCAGCAACAAAAGCCAUAUCCCAUCACUUUAUUUUAUGUUAAAACUUUGAAUAAAACCUUUAUCUUAUGGACAAAUUUUAGUCGUAUCAUAUAAUUCAAAAAAUUAUAUUUCCUGCUAUAUCUCUAACCCUGACCUCCCAAAAUUUGAGAUUAUUGUCCAAAGCUCUACUGGGAGUGGUGAAACUUUAAUAACUGCAGUAAGCAGCACUAGUUCAUCUCAAAACUGGCAAAAUAUGACUUUCAGGAUUAACCAAACCUCUUGCAGCUCUCUCACUGUUGUUAUUUAUAUGAAUAGUUCUGCAGUUGUGACUACCACCUUUAGUAGUGUAGAGGCAAGCUUUCCAAACAGCAAUUCUUAUACUUGAACAGUUGGGAAAGGAGGAGGAAAUGACUCAUUUCGGGGAUUUUUGGCUGUUUUAGAAGUUAGGUGCGACUCUCAGACUAGCUAUUCAUCUUCUCCAAUCACUAUAGAAUGCUAUGAUAAUCAAUUCUGAAAUGGUUCGUCGUGUCAAAAUUGUCCAGCUAUUUGUUCGACAUGGCCUUGAUGCAUUACCUCAACUACUUGCUCUGUAUGUAGUGUAGUAGAUUGCAGUUCUUGCCAAGCUUAUUCCUCAUUUACGUGCUUAGGCUGCUCCACAGGUGUUUUGCCGAAUUGCUGUGACAUCUUGGCAAGUGCUUGCACUCAGACAUGGUCAAAUACGGCAUGUCAAACUGGUUAUUUUCUUAUUGGAGGCGUUUGCUUAUAUGCAUGCCCAUAUGGAUUCGGAAAUUGUGUGUCUGUCUCUUCAGCUGUUAUAACAGCUGAUUUUAUGACAACUUUUGCUGGAAGCUAUGGUGCACUAAUAACAGCAACAAGCCCUUCUAGUUAUAACUUUUGGAAUUCCCCAGAAGGAAGUGAUCCUAUCCCUGCAAAAAACCGAGGUCUUUACUUCAAUGGUAGUGCUUUUCUAUCAGGGUCAAUAAAUUUAUCCCACACAUGGAGUAUGGGGAUGUGGGUGUACGUAGUUAGUGGAGCAAUCAUUGGCCACAGUACAGGCAGGCUCUCUCUUUCUUCUGAUGGAACUCUUUCAUUUGACCUGCAAAUGUGGGAUGCAACAUAUGCUAGUUAUUCUGCUUCUCAAACUAUAAUUCCAAGCACUUGGGCAUAUGCUUCAUACUCUGUCGGGUUUUCAAGUAAAGCCUCAACUAUUACUCCAUAUUUAAAUAAUGUAGCUGGGACAGCCACUUCAGUCACAAAUUAUGUAUUUAGACUUCAAUCAGGAGGAACUCUCUAUAUAGGUAAAGAUGGCACUCAUUAUUUUACAGGCUUUAUUAGCUAUUUUCAGCUCUGAGGAGUUACAAUUACAAGUUUCAGCACUGCUUAUAAUCUCUACGGGUUUUCUGGAGGGAUCGCGAACACUUUAUGACCAUGCAGUAUUGAUCAAUACUAUAAUGGAACUGCCUGUGAGUCUUGCUUGGGCACAUGCUCGAGUGGCUGCGCUCGAGCAAAUUCAUGCAAUAUAUGUGUAAAUGAUUUAUGCACCAAGUGUAACUAUUUUACAACAGGAACUUGCUAUGAGUGCGUUGCUCAUGCUUCUGGUGCUACAUGUGCAUGCGAUUCUGACUCUUUGCUUUCAGCAGAUGGAUGCUCAUGCGAUCCAUGCUCAACUGGCUGCUCACAAUGCACAGAGACAACUUAUCAAAAAUGUACGGCUUGCUAUUCGGGAUUUUUUUCCUUCUCAGCAACUGGCCAAUGCUUAAGUGAGUGCCCAUCUGGGUAUAAUGCAAAUUCUUCCACAAAUAAUUGUGAUUAUUUCUCAAAUCUAGCUCUUAGCCUAGAUUUGACUGAUCAGAUCCGGCUGGAUACGGUUUCUGGCUUUAAUGUAGGCUCAAAAAAUACAAACGUUUAUCCUGACUGAUCUGAUAUUUAUGAUCCAAUUCCUGCUUAUAAAAGAGGCUAUUAUUUUAAUCAAACGAGCUAUUUAUCCUCUUCAGCCAUGAUAGCGCCUUCAUUUACAAUUUCUGUUUGGAUUAAAUCAUACUCGUCUGGAAUAUUAUUGACCAAAUAUACUUCGACUGACAUCCUUAAAAUAACAAUUAACUCAUCAGGGUAUAUUGCACUUUCUAUUAUUUUUUCUGAUUCAUCCCCUGAAUCUAAACACGUUAAAAUGGCGACACGUGCCAAUUUGCCCACUUGGCGUGCAGCAGUCCAGACCUUAUGGCCACGGCAAACUGAGGCGGACUCUGAGCUGAGAAUCAAGUGCAUGUCCAAGAGAUGUGUAUCCGGGUAGGUUUUGGCUGCUUAACUGUGGUUGGAAAUUGAGGUGCUCAACUAAUCCUUUUUGAUCUGAGGGCCCAUGGGCAUUCCUUACCGAGGAACUGGGGGAUUCGCCCAGUUCAUCAGAGGAGUAGUCUUUUUUCCUGUAGCUGUGGAAGGAAAGCAUUUCAGCACCCAACAGACUCCAAUGAGUUGAUUCAUGGAACUAUAACUACUCCGAUCGCCCAUAGCAAGACCGCAAAAAUGCACAAGCACUCAAGAUUGAAGCUGCAAGGAGGAGACAGAAGGUACGGGAGUGGCAUCCACCUGGAUAGAUCCUCUGAGCUGGAGUAGAAAAGCGGUAGAAGAACCUCCCUCGCGAGAGGUCUUUGAUGACGCAGUCACCAAUAUGGCGAACACCUGACUUUUAAUAAUCCUAACCCUCUGAAUCUUUGUCCACGACAAUAAAUAUUUUAAAUCAUUGAACUUUUUUGAGCUUUACUGGACAAGUUCAAUCAGAUGGUAAAACGAAGCUGACUAUUUAUAGAAAUGCAGUAAAUUCUGAUUCAUUUACUACUGUAUCUUUAAUUUAUUUCAAAGACACCCUGUCUGGGACACUUUAUGUUGGCAGUGAUGAAAAUUUUGGAAGCAAUGGACUCUAUGGUUUUUUAGAUCGGCUGAAAAUCUAUAAUUCUUAUUUUUAUCAAUCUGAUGAUUAUGCUACUUCUUGCACUGGUUGCUCUGCUUGCCCUUCUAACAAUCAGUGCUGAAGUGGGUGUGGCCUAAAUGAUUAUCCAGAUAGCUGCUCAGCCUGCUUAUCAGUCUGCAAUCAAGGCUGUGUUAGUGACUUAACUUGUAGACUUUGUAGGGAUAAUGAGUGCUACUCAUGCACUACAUUUUCAGGGGAAUGUACUAGUUGUAUCACAAACGCUUAUAAAUUAGCAGGCCAUUGUAAAUGCCUUUCAAAUGCAAUAUGGAUCUCCAGUUCUCAGUCCUGCGAACUUUGCAGCUCUGCUUGCUCGACUUGUUCAGCUCUUGAAUAUACUGGCUGCCUUAUUUGCAUAUCAGGUAAUUAUCUAAUCCAGUCUUUAUGCAUAACCUUUUGUCCUACAGGCUAUAUCAUAAAUGGCAGCAAAUGUGAUAGUGAUACGGAUUUCACUAACUCCUUUGUUUUUAAUUUAAAGCCUCAUCAAAUAAAAGAUAUUAUAUUAGACUCAGAAUCAAAAAUCCCAGUUCUCACUGGCAAAGAUAAUAGUUUUUACCCAACUUAUGAUGUGACCGAUCCGAUUGCAGCUAUAUACAGAGGGUAUUACUUUUCUGGUUCUGCUUAUAUGCAGCUGCCUCCUUAUGCAGGCACAAUUUCACCACUGCUGACUUUUGCCCCAAAAUUUGUAAUAUCAACCUGAGUGAUGCCAAUUAGUGCGACAGGAGCCCUUUUUUGUAAGCAAACAGAUAGUGGACUAUUUACAAAAUAUAUGAGCUUUGAAUUGAUCAACCAAUUUCCAUCACUUACUUUAACUUUAAAAGAUUCUUCUACAAUCACUUAUACAAGUUCUAUUUCAUCAUUAAAAGUAGAUCUUUCUCAGUGGAAUUUUAUUUCAGCAGUCUCUUCUAUAAGUGCAACUCCUCAACAAAUUAUUAUCCUAACUACAAAUACAUAUACAGACACUUCAAGCAAUUUGCGUGCAAGUUGGCUGAAUGAUUUACAAAGUUCAUUUUUCUUAACAAUUGGGGCUUGCCACCUCGAUUCUCUAGCUUUAAAUUCAUUUUAUUUCGGAUUUCUAUGAGAUCUAAAAGUCUAUAAUGCUCCAAUAUCGAGCUCUUUGACUUUAAGCUCUUGCAAUGGUUGCUCAUUAUGCCCGAUUGAUAAUUCAAAUGCUUGCCUUGAUAGCUGCCUAAUAAACAGUUUUUGGGAUGGAAGCAGCUGCAGUCUUUGUUUGCCUGCAUGCUUUAGUCACGGCUGCGUAAGAGGGGACAAAAAUUGUAACCUUUGCCAAGAUGUCAUAUGCGAAAUAUGCGAUGACUAUACAGGCACCUGCAUGACCUGCAAAACAAAUGCUGCCUUAGUCGGCUCAAAUUGCCAAUGCAAUGAAGGAUACUACUGAAACAGUAAUAAUGAGGAAUGCGAUCUAUGCGAUACUUCUUGCAAAACCUGCACAUCAUCUACAUAUUUAGACUGCUUAACGUGCGUUGAUGGUCUUGAUAUGGCAUCACGGAUUUGUAUGGCCAGCUGCCCAUUAGGGUAUUCUAAAUCUUCAUCAGGAUGUGUUUUAACCAAAGUAAAAAUUUUUGAUUUGGAUUUGAAUACACUUGAAGGAGUCGUCUGUGAUAAAGCAAGCUCGAUCCCAGCAGUUACUGGAUCAACAAAACAAUUUUAUCCCGAUUAUGAAGCUGAUGAUCCAAUUCCUGCUUAUAGCACUUUCCCUUGAAUAGCCCGAUAGCGGGCUGGCUUCAUCCCGCUAUCGGGCUAUUCAAGGGAAAGAGCUAUAUCUAAGAGGGUUCUGAUUUAAUGGCCUGUCUUCAAUAUUAAGACUGCCUGAGUAUUCAAGCUACACAUCACCAAGACUGGUGAUUUCAUCUCCUUUCACAAUUUCUAUAUGACUAAAUACUGAAACGCCAUCUGCUUCAAUAUUGUCAAAGCAUAUUAUUUCUGAUAAUUAUCAGUCUUUUUAUUCAAUCUCAUUAAUUGAUAGCAAGCCUGAAAUUUCACUUACUAUUGGCUCGUCUCAGUUUUUACAUAUUUCCCAAAGCUCGCUUAAAUAUUAUGAAUGGAGCCAUGCUAUGUUUACAUUUGAGACCUCUCAAAGUGGAUAUAAUACACUAUCAAGCUACCUCGAUGGCUUAUCCGAUUCAUCAACGACAACCGAAUAUGGCGCUUUUAUUGAUAUAGGGCCUCUCACUACAAUAGUUAUAGGAGCUCUAAUGAGCUCAUCGACUGCUUAUAAUUUCUAUCAAGGAUUUAUUUAUUCGAUACAAAUAUUUAAUACAAUAGUUUCACUAUCAAGCCUAUCCUCUAAAUCUUGCACUGAUAGCUGCAGUGUUUGCCCUACAAGCCAGAUAUGCAUCCCCAACUGUAGAAUAUAUGAGUAUUGAAAUGGUCCUAGCUAUAAUGUAUGCAAUUUGUGUAGCACAAGCUGCACGAGAUCAUGCAGAAAUAAACAAAGCACGUGCUCACUUUGUGAUAAUCUAUUGUGUGAUGCCUGCACAGAUUAUUCAGCUUCAGGAUGUGGAUCUUGUAAAGAAAAUGCUAUUAAUCCUGAAUCUUGCAUAUGUGGUGAAAAUUAUGUGCUAGAUACCUCUAGUAACAGUACUUGUAUUCCGCUUCCGCCUGGUGGAUUUAGAGGGACUGAUGGAACAUUUUACUCAUGCCCAAAUUUAUGCACAAUUUGCCAAUCGCUUACCAGCUGCACAGCUUGUGUAGAAAACGCCAGCUUAAUAAAUGGUCUCUGCUAUUGCAAUUUAGGAUACAAUGGAACCAUAGCCUGCACUUUUAUCCCUUUUUCAGCAAAACUCACUGUUUUGUCAGAUAACUCUCUUUAUCUGAACUUUUCAGAUAGUCUUGCAAAUAGUUUUGCUAAAAAUGACGUUACCAUAACUAUUGAAAAGCAAGGAGAAGUUUCUUUCAAAAUUGAGCAGGUAAAUAGCACUUGCUAUUAUAUUACGCUCGUGAUGAAUGAUAAAAUUUCUAAGGGUGCUUUGGUUGCACUUAAGUUAUUGAAUUUAACUCAGUUUAGAUCAGUUUCAAACGGAAUCUUGAGCUCUUCCGAACUGUCUGGAUAUUUAAAUUAUUAUGAUCCUACACCUUAUUCACCAUCUGUUGCAGCUGCUGCAUCACAAGCUGCAACUGGGGUCCAGGCCUCGAUUUCUAUUGCUGCUAUCCUAUCUUUUAUUAAUCCAAGUCCAAGUUCUCUCUGAAGCAUUAUGAACUAUCUGCAAAUUCUUAGCUACUUAACAUUAUCAGGUAUCCCAAUAUCUACUAAAAUGAGUACAUUCUUAAAUAAUUUGAACUCUUUUAACUUAUUCCCGAACAUUUUCCCCUAUUUCAUAGAUGAAAACGAGGGGAAUACUCCUUAUUAUAAAGCUGAGGAUUUUGGAUAUAACUCUGACUUGAUACUGAUAACUACGGGAAGCGAUUUUACACUCAUAUUGUUUUCACUCUCAGCUUUACCUGCAGCUUUUUUCUUUUCGCGCUGCUCUCACAGGUGGAUAGGCAAGAAAUUCAUGAAAGCUUUAAAAAAUUACCGAUUUUCAUUCUAUUUAAGAUUUUGAAUUCAAUGCUAUCUUGAAUUGGGAGCUGCUGCAAGUAUUGGAAUUGUGACACUCGGCUUUAGCAAUUUAACUCAAAUGAUCAAUAUUAUUCUUUGUAUAUUUAUUUAUAUAUUGCUAUCAAUUACUCCGCCUUGGCUUCUUUGGUUUUCUUAUAAAAGUAAGAAUAGGAUCCAAUCACGCGAAAAAAGCUUUAUUGCCUUAUUUGAUUCGCUCUUUUAUGAAUUCAGAACUGAUGGAGAAUUUCUUGCAACGCAGUAUUACUUUUUAUUCUUCUCGCGGAGGCUUAUCUAUAUAGUAAACUUGGUAUACUUGAGGGAGUUUCCACAGACUGAAGUGACUAUUAACAUCGUUCUCUCCUUAAUGACAAUCAUGUAUUUGUGGUUUUUCUGGCCAUAUGAAGAUCCGAUUUUGCAAGUAUCUAAUUUAUUGACUGAAAUCUUAAUUUUCUUAGUUAUGGGUGCAACAUCGGUUUAUUUAUUCAAUUUUGAGCAAAAAAUUGUUUCAGCAAUUGAGACUAGCAUUGUUGCAAUUGUCAUAGCUAUUAUCGCAGUUCAAUCGAUUGUUUCAAUAGUUAUUUUUAUCAGGACUCUCUUUGAGUUUGCUAACUUCCCCCCCUCCGUGAGUGAACAAAAAAUGUUGUUCACUCACGGAGGGGCAUUAAUUUUUUUUUCGAAAUUUAAAAAAUCCUAAUUCGCAAAAAUUGGAAAGCAAAUAUUAAUUUAAUUUAUAAAAUUUAUGUUUUAAAACGCAAUUUGUUUAAAAUUAGACAGAAUUAGCUCUAGAUUUUCAUUAUACUAAUUAUCACUUAUAUAUCAAAAUUUUUUUCCAUAAAACAUUUUUCUAUUAAAAAAAUUUUUAUUCAUUCACGGAGGGUGUUUUGGGCGAAAAAUAGCGAUUUUUCAAAUGGUUUUGUUCACUCACGGAGGGGGGAGUAAGCAAAAACUCUCAACGAAAGAAAAUAUAAAUAAUAUAAGGCCUCCUUGAAUACACUUCAAAAAGCCCAAUCAUAGCCAAGAAUAA
Molecule: messenger RNA, 7940 nt
Organism: Blepharisma stoltei
Lineage: Eukaryota; Ciliophora; Heterotrichea; Heterotrichida; Blepharismidae
Source: the annotation of a GenBank genome assembly